AUGGCUCCAUCUACCCUCACCCAGAACAUCAAGAUUCAGAGCCAACAGAAGAAUGGCGAACCUCUCCGUCGAGAAGUGUCCCGCAGUCUGUCCAUGUCGACUUCACCGCACGAGACUUUCCACCAGCGGAAGAUGUCCAUGGGGAUAGAAGGAAGUUCGCCAGGUUUAAUACGUACAAAGGGCACCGGCGCAACCCCGAAGCAACUCAAGCCCUUUCGAGAACAGGACAUCAAGAUUCUGUUGCUUGAGAAUGUGAAUCAGACUGGUCGAGAUAUCCUCCAUGGCCAGGGCUACCAAGUCGAGUUCAUGAAGAGUAGUCUCCCCGAGGACCAGCUGAUCGAGAAGAUAAAAGACGUCCAUGUAAUCGGUAUUCGCUCCAAGACGAAACUGACUGCCCGUGUCCUUGCCGCCGCUCGCAACCUCAUCGUGAUCGGAUGUUUCUGUAUCGGCACGAACCAGGUCGACCUCAAAUACGCCGCUGAGCACGGCAUAUGCGUCUUCAACUCUCCUUUCAGUAACUCGCGCAGUGUAGCGGAGCUGGUUAUUGGCGAGAUCAUCGUCCUAGCUCGCCAAUUGGGUGACCGCAGCAACGAGAUGCACCAGGGCACAUGGAAAAAGGUCAGCAACAAGUGCUGGGAGAUCCGUGGCAAGACCCUUGGCAUUAUUGGGUACGGACACAUCGGCUCUCAGCUCUCGGUGCUCGCCGAGUCUAUGGGUAUGGACGUGAUAUACUACGACGUCGUCAACCUGAUGGCCAUGGGAACGGCACGGCAAGUCCCGUCUCUAGACCACCUCCUUGCCAACGCAGACUUCGUGUCGUGCCAUGUCCCUGAACUCCCGGAGACCAUGAACAUGAUUGGCAAGGACCAGUUGGACACCAUGAAAUCAGGAAGUUACCUGAUCAAUGCGUCGAGAGGAAGCGUUGUUGAUAUUCCCGCUCUGAUCGCGGCCAUGAGAUCGGGCAAAAUUGCCGGUGCUGCACUCGACGUGUACCCCGCCGAACCGGCCGGAAAUGGCGACUACUUCACGAACGACCUCAACCCGUGGGCUGAGGAUCUGAGAUCAUUGCAGAACCUGAUCCUGACGCCACACAUCGGUGGUUCGACCGAAGAAGCGCAGAGCGCAAUUGGCGUUGAAGUCGCCGAGGCGCUGGUCCGCUACGUCAACGAGGGCGUCACAAUCGGCGCUGUCAACAUGCCUGAAGUUGCGCUGCGAAGCCUGACCAUGGACGAACCGAACCACGCACGGGUCAUCUUCAUCCAUCAGAACGUGCCCGGUGUACUGAGGAGAGUGAACGAGAUUCUGGGCGACCACAACGUCGACAAGCAAAUGUCGGAUUCGAGAGGAGACGUCGCGUAUCUGAUGGCAGAUAUCAGCAGUGUCAAGGAGGAGCAAGUCGCCGAGUUAUACAGGGAGCUGGAGAGUCUGAAGGAGAGAAUCAUUACGAGAAUAUUGUACUAG
Molecule: messenger RNA, 1461 nt
Organism: Exophiala spinifera
Lineage: Eukaryota; Fungi; Ascomycota; Eurotiomycetes; Chaetothyriales; Herpotrichiellaceae
Product: phosphoglycerate dehydrogenase
Exons: 2
Coding region: 1-1461 (486 amino acids)
Molecular function (GO): oxidoreductase activity, acting on the CH-OH group of donors, NAD or NADP as acceptor; NAD binding
Source: RefSeq, a predicted model, not a curated record